UUUGAGUCUAAUAUAUAGUAAACCAAAAACAAACGAACUCUAUUAUUUCACCAUCAUGUCGAAUCAACCCAUUGACCCCUAUCAAUACCUCCAAAUCUUCCGCAACCCCGACGGCACCUUCACUCGCCUAAACGACGCCGUUCCAUGCACCCCACCCUCUUCCGACCCCACUCUCUCCGUUCUCACCAAAGACAUAACCAUCAACCAACAAAACAACACCUGGCUCCGUCUAUUCCUACCCCGAACAGCACUAUCCUCAAAUUCCAAUCCCAAGAAGCUACCUCUCAUCGUUUUCUUUCACGGUAGCGGCUUCGUGCGACUCAGCGCGGCUUCCACAAUGUUCCACGAUUUUUGCGUCGAAAUGGCGAACACCGCGGAGGCCUUCGUGGCCUCCGUUGACUACCGCCUCGCACCGGAGCACCGGCUUCCGGCGGCGUACGACGAUGCCGUGGAGGCGCUGCGGUGGAUCGCGUGCAGCGAAGAGGAGUGGUUGACGCAAUAUGCGGAUUAUAGUAAGUGUUAUCUUAUGGGGAAUAGUGCUGGGGCCACUAUUGCUUACCACACAGGUCUACGUGUGUGUGAAGUGGCGAAUGAUCUCGAGCCACUGAAGAUCCAAGGCUUGAUAUUGCGUCAACCAUUCUUUGGUGGAACUCAGAGAAACGAGUCAGAGUUAAGGCUUGAGAAUAACCCGAUUCUUCCAUUGUGUGUUACCGAUUUUAUGUGGGAAUUGGCUCUACCAAUUGGUGUUGAUCGUGACCAUGAAUAUUGCAAUCCAACGGCAGAGAAUGGGGUUGAGAAAUUAUUGGAUAAGAUGAGGGAGCAUUGGUGGAGGGUAUUGGUGAGUGGCAAUGGUGGGGACCCAUUGGUGGAUCGUGGAAAGGAGCUGGCACGGUUGAUGGAAGAAAAGGGGGUGCAAGUGAUGAAGGACUUUGAAGAAGAAGGGUUCCAUGGGAUAGAAAUUUUCGAUCCACUGAAAGCGAAGCAACUCAUUGCUUUAGUGAAAGAUUUCAUUUACAUGAUCGGUGCUUAGGGUCAACGUUGUACCAAACACAAGUUUCAGUGUGUUGUCGUCAUUGUUAGCAUAGCAUGUUAUCUUUUUUAUUAACAAUAAUUAUAAUCACUCGAUUUGUAACGAAUAAAAAAUGACUUAUGUGAAUAAAUACGUUCUGUGAUAAACAAGUUAUUUUUAUUA
This is a messenger RNA of Glycine soja, 1192 nucleotides long. Its product is annotated as carboxylesterase 1-like. NCBI's taxonomy places the organism in Eukaryota, Viridiplantae, Streptophyta, Magnoliopsida, Fabales, Fabaceae. Bases 56 to 1030 code for a protein of 324 amino acids. Gene Ontology annotation, molecular function: hydrolase activity. The record is from RefSeq and is a predicted model, not a curated record. The transcript has 2 exons.